This is a messenger RNA of Oncorhynchus masou masou (cherry salmon), 3410 nucleotides long. RefSeq names its product phosphoinositide-3-kinase, regulatory subunit 6b (gene pik3r6b). Gene Ontology annotation, cellular component: phosphatidylinositol 3-kinase complex, class IB. Gene Ontology annotation, biological process: positive regulation of MAP kinase activity; G protein-coupled receptor signaling pathway. Lineage: Eukaryota; Metazoa; Chordata; Actinopteri; Salmoniformes; Salmonidae. The coding region runs from base 242 to 2407 and encodes 721 amino acids. The record is from RefSeq and is a predicted model, not a curated record. The transcript is spliced from 20 exons. Gene Ontology annotation, molecular function: 1-phosphatidylinositol-3-kinase regulator activity.
UCGAUUAGCCAGGAGGGCUGACGUGCGACCCACGUAACUAGAGGGGCUACUUGAUAGAAUGUGGAUAGUGAAUUGUCUUUUUUACCAAACGUCCAUCUACGAAAACAACGCUGUACCGUGUAGCUGCUGCUGUUCAUCAGUCAAUUCGUCCACAUCCAGUGUCAGCGUACAGUGACAACAUGCAAGGCAGGUGGGAACCAUGAUGCUGAAAUGUGAUGUUUGACCUCCAAAUUCUCUUGGGAUGAAUAAGAAAACAACCCCAUGGAACCCUCCAGUAGCUUCCAGUAUGUCGUCAGCACUGGAGGCCAGUAUGUACAACAGUAUCCAGGCCAUCCUCAGACAGGCUGCCUCCUCAUGCAACAAAGGCAUGCUGAGGUGGACUCUUCAUAAGAAGGUGGAGACCCAUCCAUCUAACAGUGUCUCACUGGUCAGGGUUCUGGUCAAAGAGCUAGAGAAGGUGGAGAGGCUUGACUAUAAGAUGCAUGUCAUUCCAUUGCUUCACACUCUCAACUACGUUAUUAUUCAGCAGUCUAGCCACAUUCCAUGUAACCUGUUUCAGAGAGUAUAUGAGUGCUUCAAAAGGCUCCUAACACUUCCAGAGCCCUACUGUACUAUCGCACUGAGAUACAUGAGAAGCAUAAAGAUGGAGCAGAUCACACCAGGAGCUUUGUAUCAGAGAAGGGUAAUUGCUGAGCAGAGCCUAAAGAACAAACAUUUCCCCCAGCAGGAAAGGGUAUUUGUGUUUGCAGACCCGGCUGUGUUCUCAGGGUCCCUUUGGCAGGCGGUGAGGGCAGACCUGGUGCUGGCCGGCCCCCAAAGUGACACACUGGCAAGACGGGUACUACUGCACACUCUGCAGGCUGGACUGGGGAAGGCCUGUCAUGGUCCCAUACUGACUCAAGCUCUGGAGGAUUUAGGAGAAGAUGUGGAGCAGUACUUCCAGGAGGUGGUGUUAGCUGUAGAGCAGAGUAUAGAGAACGGCGAGGCAGGCCGUGACCAGCACAAAACCAGGCUACAGCACAUCUACAGUGACAUCCUGACCUCUGCUAACCAAGACCCAAAGGCCCAUGGCUCUCUUUCUAACACUCCAUUGCCCUCGCCAGAGAUUCACUUCCACCUUUGGACAAAUGAAGAGGAGCUGUGGAGUGAGCUGGUGAACUUCACCCUCAACGUUUCCACCUCUGAGCGGAACUCUAUGUACCAGGAGGAGGAAGAGGAGGAUGUUUCUAAGAGGGUUUCCCUCCUGUCUGUUGAUAGCGGAAUAGAGAAGGACCUGUCUGACAUGGAGGAGAGGGAACAGAGGAAUCCAUUCACCCGGUCACGGUCACCGUGUUUCAGAGGGAGAAUGAAGCCAGAAGACAAAAUGGCUCUGGUACAGGAAAACAUCAAGGGGCCCACCUGUAGCACCCCUCUCCCUAAAGAGGAGGGGAACCUUACCGCACGCAUAGUGGUGAUGGGAGACGACAGGGUGCUCGGGAGACUGGCCAAGGCGUAUCACUCCAUCCGAAAAAGGGAGGCAAAACAUCUCAUCUUGACCAAGAGAGUGAACCUACAGAUAUACUACAUCCCUGUCACUGAUGAGCCUAUCGUCAAUUCACCUGAAAACACAUCACAAGUUGGAGACAGGUUGUCUCUAGCCUCGUUCUUAGGAAGGGUCGAUCCCUGGUACGAAAGCAACAUCAACAGUUUGGGAGCCAUGAUUCCAAAGCUGGCAGGAACGCAGGCCAGUCACAGCAGGUCAUCAGAACCCAACCACUUCCUUGUGGACGUCCUCUCCUACUACCUUCGCUGUGGCCUACAGCCUGUCCACUUCACACUCUACUCUGUCAAGAUCUCUGUCUCUGGCCAGACUGGCAGCCCUGUGAACGAGGUGUUUGUGUCCCACCUGGAUGCUGAGUUCCCGGAGUUUAAAACACUCAGAGAAAAUCUAAAACAAGAGAGAUCUAGUCUGCGACGAACAAGGAAGACACAUGGACCCUGUGGAGCGGUGGUUUCUAUGAAUUACACUAAGGUCUCCUUGAGCAAACAAGAGGUUGUCCAGGGAAUGUCAGUCAUGACUUGUGGAGUGGUCAUCAGUGCAAUAUCACCCAAUGAAACAGAAGGUCUUGAUUCCCUAACUGUCCAUUUUGACAGUACAAAUCCCAGAUGCUGCACGGAGAUCAGAACCCAAAACAUUAAAAUCAGAAUCCUGGAGGAUAAGACCUUCACUGUUUGUCUGGACAAAGACUGUCGCAGGAAAUACACACAUGUGCAAAGCAUUGAGAUCUCUCCAUGUUUGGAUCCAGGGUAUUGCCUCCAGACAAGUUCCAAGUUCAGUGUGGGAGAGGAGAGGGAGGCGGGGCUGCACAAAUACAUGUGCAAGAUCCUGCCUCUGCCAAUCAACACCUUCACUGGCAUCAACCACUGAGGGGAUUUGAUUAUUUAGCCCGGGCUCUGUCCCAGGCGUGAGCCAGGUGCUCCGCUCUGGCCAAUGGCGAAGUAAGCUCAAAACAAAAGUGACAUCGGUUAUGAGUAAUGAGUAGGAUUCUGUGUUUUCACAUGCGAAAGGGAUUUAUUUUGAUUAAAAAGUGUUUUAUCUGCCUUCCCAAUGAAAUCUAGUUUGAAAAUUCUAACAUAUAUUUUAUGAAAAGAGCUGUUGUAUGUAUUUUUUUAAUAUUUUUAUUAUGAUCCCCAUUAGCUGUUGCAAAAGCAGCAGCUACUUUUCCUGUGUUCCACUCAUAACAUGUAACAUGAUAUAAUACAGAAUAUUAAUAGACAAAAACAGCUCAAGCACAGAACUACAUAACAAAAAACAUUUUGGAAUACACACGUAGCCUACAUAUCAGUACAUACACGCAAACUAUCUAGGUGAAAUAGGGGGAGGUGUUGUGCCGUGAAGGGUUACUUUAUCUGUUUUUUUAAACCAGGUUUGCUGUUUAUUUGAGCAGUAUAAGAUAAUGGCUCAAUAUAAUACUGUACGCUUUCUCAAAUUUGUUCUGGGUUUGGAGACUGUGAAAAGACCCCUGGUGGCAUGUCUGGUUGGGUACGUGUGUGUGUCAGUUGUAGAUUGACGAUGCAAACAAUUUGGGAUUUUCAACACAAUGUUUCUUAUAAAAAGAAGUGAUGCAGUCGGUCUCUCCUUUAUAUCAGCCCUCUGUGUCACGCCUGCGCCCACUCUUACCCCCUGGCACUCGAAGGUGCCAGGCUCUCCAGCAAAGCACACUUCUGCCAUCAUCACUACACACACCUGCCUUUCCCCCGUCACUCGCGUCAGAGAUUUUUGGAUUCACCUGGACUCAAUCACCUCUGUCAUUACCUUCCCGAUAUUUGUCUGGUUCCCCGCUCUGUUCCCUGCUUCUGCAUUAAUUGUUGUUUGUCUUUGUUUACCCAUGUGCUGACACUGUUCCUGAUUAAAUGUUUGACUCCCCAUA